GCAGAAGCUACUACGGCGGCAGCUCGAUCGACUCCGACUCUUUGAUUUCGCGGCGCGCGCGCGACGUGGAAACAGUCAUUCAAGGAACGGGCGACGUCGGCAAUGCGGUGGAGCGGUCAGCCAGUAUCUUACUGGAUAUAUCUGGACGACGGAACAUUCAGCCUCGACACUAUCCGAAAAUACCGCUGUCUCGUUUCGUCUUGUACGAAGAGUGCGAGGCGCGGAAAGAGGAGCGUGCGGCGCGUCUGAAGCGGAUGAAACGCGAGCGUGCAAGGAGGGAAUUAGAAGAGAAAGAGCGGGAGGAAUGGAAGUAGGACUCUAAUAUUUUGUUUCCUGCUUACCUUCGAAGUAGCCUUUAGGCAAAUUUGAAUUUGCAUUUUGCAGGAAAUAUGCAAGUGUACUAUCUGUGUCAUGUUGUACGCUCAUGCAGGAAAUAAAAAGUAUUUAGUGACAUGUCGUAUCGAAAUCGGUCCGAAAUCGUGGUCCGUCCUUUAGGCUCCUUUCUCCGCAUCUUUCACCGGAAAAACCGAGUUUUGAACCGUUUUCGGAGGCCGAAAUGCGUGAAGAAUUGACAGCUCGGGAUGAGGAAAGGUCUGAGUGGCUUUUCUCGCGGCGUAGCGCCCUGCCGGCUCCCGUUCCUUCAUGUGAGCGUUCCAAGACAGUUCCGACCGCGGAGAUGGCAAGGAAUAAGCACCAGCUUGAUCCACAACGCUACACGGAUCUUUCGUUGCAUUGGGGACCAACACGUGACGCGACGGGGACGCUCAUGCACUCUGAGUCUUUGGCCCGCUGGCAGCAACAUGUCCAGACCUUCCCGAACACUAACUUAUGUUGAGCAAGAAGUGAUGAAUUAGCAAUGUGAAUAAAUGAGUAAGCAAACGAUCACGCUAGUACUUCACCUUUUAUUCCGGCACGGCUAGGGGACUCUCACAGAGCCUGCCACAUGAAUUCGCAUGUGGGCGCGCAUCGCACAGGCUUAUUGUCCACUUGCUAAGAUUCCGUAAAGCGGCCUUUUUGAAGGACAUACUUGAUUCUAAGAAGGGGAGCAUCUGCUGCCGGCAUCAAAGAUCGAGAGCCGUUGCCGCGCAAGUACCUGUGGUCGAAGGAGGACGGAUUGGCAGGUCGCGUUGCUAGUUGGGAUGCUGAUGAGGGAAGGAAGUUUUGGCGUGGUUGGUCGGCUCACAGUGAAAUGGCACACGAAGGCGUCAGUAAAGCUGGAAAAAGGGAUGCGUUGGAGCGAGCUAAGGCAAUGCGAGAGAAAUACGGCGGGCUUACCCUUGAAAAGGCGCGCAUUGUGGUUGCAUCGCUCUCAAAAAAAAAGGCUGAUGCAUUCACGUCCGAGGAACUUGAACUGUUCGAGCGAGGUAUUCUUUCCUUUAAAAAAAGAUUUGUCAGUCCUGUAGCAUGCAUGCAGACAGCAGAGACUUUCACUUAAUUAUUUUGAUUUUCAUAUGGUAGCACGCAUGUGCUGCUCUUCCUUUUAUCAUCUGCAGUAGAAUUUUUAUGGAAAUUGGCCAUCUCAUCUUCAAGAAAUAACUUUAUCAUCAUCCUUAUCUUCAGCCAAGAAGUAUUUGAUCGAAGUCCAUCAAGAGCGCGCGUCAACUGCUGCCGCGGCAGCAUCUGGGAGCAAGCGCAUACCACGCAAACCUUGGGAUGCGCGUUGGAUCCAUGCGUCACGGUCAUUCGGAAAUGAAGAACGUAUGCCACAGCGACGGCGGUGCUUUUCCUCCUUUCCUAAGAGACCCGAAGCAUAUUUAGACAAGAUGUUGGGCCGCAUGACCAGCGUCACCGAGAAGUUACUAACAGCCGAUGAGAGAAAGUUGAAGGACGAAUUCCUAGGAAAAGUGAAUGCGCUAGCACUCAAAAAGGCUGAGAGAGAAGCAGCACAGGCGAACAAGAAGAAAAAAUGACGAAAAUUCGCGGGACCGCGGAAAGUAGUUGUAGCAUCUGUGGGCGUACUACUGCUACCACCUAGAACGAAGAGGGGGAAUCGCGCUUCUUCUUUCACGUUAAGUAGAAAUCGCUUCCAUGUGCAUGAUGCUAUUGACGUAUAUCAGAGAGACGCGGCUGCGUUUGCUCCGGCACGCGAGAGGAACUCUGUGAUGGAACAAGUAGUGUAGAAGUGCUUCUCCUACAACCGGCAUCCGCCUCCGCCAGCUGAUGUCGGAACUUCGUCACGCACGCAGCGAAGGCUUGCACUCUUUCGUCCCGCUGGCAUCACUGCUGCACCAAAUGGCCAUGUACGUAACUCCCGGUUGUUGACGGCUGUCUUCAUGUACGUAGCUCCCGGUUGUAAUUGGCUUUCGGAUGUUGUCAUGCGUAUUUCGGCGUGGAGAGAACUGCCAUUUCCAACGGCAAUCGUGCCAGUAGUAGCGAAAAAACAACCAACCAUGUCUGUGCAUCAACAAAGACUGGGACCCACAUGAUGCUUAGUACAGCCGCGUCUUAUACGGAUUUCUCGCCAGCAAGAACAAAGUUCCAGCCAGGCAGAGGGCAGAAGCAUUUGACACUACGAAUUGUCACCUCGGGAGCACGCUUCAGAUGGAGAGCUCCGCCUUUUCCUAGGGUUACUUUUCAUGGCUCUGUUUUUGGUUUAGAGACGGCCACUUGAUGGAUUGCCGGUGCUUUUUGAUGGCACUGUAUGUUGUCGACUUGUUUUGUAAGUCAACGCAAUCUGAAUUAGAACAAAAACCAUGCAGUGACACUAAGAAGAGAAACUAGAGAACGUCCGCAAAAGCUUAAGUAAGCUCUCUCUGAUGGGAACCGUAUGAGAUAUGACCAAGAUAGCAACUGCUGUGACACAAGGAAG
Molecule: messenger RNA, 2809 nt
Organism: Amoebophrya sp. A25
Lineage: Eukaryota; Dinophyceae; Syndiniales; Amoebophryaceae
Source: the annotation of a GenBank genome assembly